This is a messenger RNA of Cornus florida, 867 nucleotides long. RefSeq names its product probable WRKY transcription factor 51. The record is from RefSeq and is a predicted model, not a curated record. Gene Ontology annotation, molecular function: DNA-binding transcription factor activity; sequence-specific DNA binding. Bases 118 to 747 code for a protein of 209 amino acids. The transcript has 3 exons. Gene Ontology annotation, biological process: regulation of DNA-templated transcription. Lineage: Eukaryota; Viridiplantae; Streptophyta; Magnoliopsida; Cornales; Cornaceae.
AUAUUAUAUAUAUAUAUAUAUACCAUAUGAUCGAUCAAAAGCUUGCACAGUGUGUCCCAAAUCAAGUCUCUCUCUCAGUCUUUAGUCCUCCUCCUCCUCACCUUCUCUCACGCCACCAUGUCCGGCCCCUCAACUUUACUGGCAACAAACCUCCCUCAAGCUGUUCAAAACCCUAAUUUCACUUAUUCGACGAUGGAGGCUUACGAUCACGAUCAUUAUUAUCAUUAUCAAAAGUUUGAACCAUUUGAUUAUCAUGUCCCGUUUCUUGAUCCGAAGGAAGAUCAAACGGUCACUUUCACUGCAUCUCGACCGACCUCGGCCGUCACACAAGAAAUGAUCACUAGUACUGAAAGCUCAGUUAAUUCAAUCUGUGGCAUGCCAAGAACCAAUAAUCACAUGCAAGUAAAAUCUGGAAAAGGGUUGAAGAGAUCAGUUAAGAAUAUGGAUAAGGGAUUAAGGAUUGCUUUUCGUACCAAGUCUGAGGUUGAGGUCAUGGAUGAUGGAUUUAAAUGGAGAAAGUAUGGGAAGAAAAGGGUGAAAGAUAGCCCCAAUCUAAGGAAUUACUACAAAUGCUCAAACCAAGCAUGCAAAGUGAAGAAGAGAGUAGAAAGAGACAGAGAAGACUCGAGCUAUGUGAUAACCUCCUAUGAAGGAGUUCACAACCAUGAAAGCCCUUGUGUUGUAUAUUACAAUUAUGAAGUGCCGAUCAGUGAAUGGACGUUGCAACAUUCUCACACCUCCUCUUGAAGACUACAUACAUACAUAUAUAUAUAUAUAUAUAUAUGAAAUUAGAUUAGUUUAUAUUCUAUGAAAAUGUAAUGUUAGUUUCUUAUAUUUAGCUCCAUUGAAAGAAUUUGCUUCUUUUAU